AUGAGUAAGCUUGAAGGGCAAAGUCCGCUGACGCACUUUUAUACAACUGACGGUGUAAAUAGUUUCGAGGGCAGAUCAAAGGACAAAAGUUGGGUUUCCAGUUGGAAGGAAAGGAAGAAAUCGAUGAGAUCCGACGAUAAGCGAGGCGCUCGGGUGAAUCAGCCAGCGGAGGAACGUCGGCGAUUAUGCGAAUUAUUUGGCUUCUGCCCGCCCAACCAGUUCUUCCUUCCUAAUGCACUGGCCGACGAAUGGACUUUGGCACCUGUCGUCGUCGGUAAAAUCUUCAGAUGGCUGUAG
This is a messenger RNA of Caenorhabditis auriculariae, 297 nucleotides long. Lineage: Eukaryota; Metazoa; Nematoda; Chromadorea; Rhabditida; Rhabditidae. The record is from the annotation of a GenBank genome assembly.